Trichoplax adhaerens is the source of this 720-nucleotide messenger RNA. RefSeq lists its product as uncharacterized. Gene Ontology annotation, cellular component: cytoplasm. Lineage: Eukaryota; Metazoa; Placozoa; Uniplacotomia; Trichoplacea; Trichoplacidae. The transcript has 6 exons. Bases 1 to 720 code for a protein of 239 amino acids. The record is from RefSeq and is a predicted model, not a curated record.
AUGGAGCGUAGUCCUGCAAUUUCUGCCCUUUUUCACCUAAGAAUGAUUUCUCUCGUGAUUUGUCUUGGAGCUACAGAUAUUUAUUUUAUACGUAAUGCUUAUCAUGCCACAGUACAAAAUGGUGCAUCGGUUCAAAUUGUAUUUGGAUUUGAGUAUGCCAUUUUGCUAGCUUUGGUUAUCACAAUUGCUAUGAAGUACUUGUUACAUGUUAUUGAUUUACAACACGAAAGUCCAUGGGAAAAUAAAGCAAUAUAUAUUUUAUACACCGAACUCGUUACAAAUUUUAUUCGCGCAGCACUGUACUCUUUAUUCUUUAUUGUUAUGGUAAAAAUUCAUGCUUUUCCACUCUUUGCUAUUAGGCCUUUGUACUUGGCCUUAAGGUCAUUUAAGAAAUCAUUACAUGAUAUUAUUUCUUCUCGACGAGCUAUUACAAGCGUUAUGACUCGAUGUCCUGAUGUUACUCCGGAGGAGUUGGCAAAUAUGGAUAAUGUUUGUAUAAUCUGUAGAGAAGAAAUGACGACAGACUGUAAAAGAUUACCAUGUAACCAUGUUUUCCACAUAAGUUGUCUAAGAUCCUGGUUUCAGCGCCAGCAGACUUGCCCAACAUGUCGUAUGAAUAUUUUACGGGCAACUAUGCAACAGCCGGAGGUACAGCAGCCUCAGGCAGAAGAAAAUGUUCAACAAAAUCAGCAACAAAAUCAGCAAGAUCAACAAGGUUAG